This is a messenger RNA of Fusarium verticillioides 7600, 2429 nucleotides long. RefSeq lists its product as hypothetical. Gene Ontology annotation, biological process: cytoplasmic translation. Gene Ontology annotation, cellular component: cytosol. Bases 224 to 1300 code for a protein of 358 amino acids. The transcript is spliced from 2 exons. The record is from RefSeq and is a predicted model, not a curated record. NCBI's taxonomy places the organism in Eukaryota, Fungi, Ascomycota, Sordariomycetes, Hypocreales, Nectriaceae. Gene Ontology annotation, molecular function: mRNA binding; metal ion binding.
GACUUCAUCCUCCACACCAAGGCAGCCCAGCCCACCAACUAUCAGCAAUCUUCGACAUUCGUCUUUUUUUCAACCUAGAUUUGGUGGCUUAGCCUCUCGCCAUUCCCAACACGAAAUCGUGGGCGUAUACCUCGAUAGAAACCCUCAACGGACCUCACGAUCGUCCGAAUCCCAUCGAAUAUCUUUUUGAUACCUACGAUUACCCCGCCAUCAACUGCCCAUCAUGCCUCCCAAGAAGGGUAAGGAGCCCGCGGCCAAGAAGGCCCCAAAGACGGUCGAGGACCGAACUUUUGGUAUGAAAAAUAAGAAGGGAGGUGCUGCUCAGAGGGAAAUUUCGCGUAUGCAGGCGAACCUCAAGAACAGUGGCUCAGCCGAGGAGAAGAAAAAACAGGCCGAGAGGGAGGCUCGUGAGCGUGAGAAGAAGGCGGCUGAACAAGCCAAGAGAGAUCUGGAGGCUAUGAUGAACAAACCAGCGCAAGUCCAGAAGGUGCCCUUUGGUGUUGAUCCCAAGACAGUUGUGUGUAUCUUUUACAAGAAAGGCAACUGUGAGAAGGGCAAGAAGUGCAAGUUUUCACACGACCUUGCCGUUGAGCGUAAGACAGAAAAGAAGAACCUGUACAACGAUUCAAGAGGAGAGGAGGAUGAGAACAAGAAGGCCGAAACUUCAGCAGACUGGGACGAAGACAAAUUGCGAAGUGUUGUUUUGUCCAAGAAGGGCAACCAGCAAACCACGACCGACAAAGUGUGCAAAUACUUUAUCGAAGCCAUUGAGGAUGGCAAGUACGGUUGGUUCUGGAUUUGCCCUAACGGCGGAGAUAAGUGCAAGUAUAAACAUGCGCUGCCACCUGGAUUCGUUCUGAAGACCAAGGAGCAAAGAGCAGCAGAAAAGGCGCUUAUGGACAAAUCACCACUCAAGACUCUCACCCUCGAGGACUUCUUGGAGUCUGAGCGACACAAACUCACCGGUACUCUCACGCCAGUCACUCCCGAGACAUUCGCGAAGUGGAAGAAGGAUCGCCUCGACAAGAAGGCAGCCGAGGAGCAAGCCCGCAAGGCCAAGGAGAACACUGGUCGUGCUCUGUUCGAGAGUGGCAAGUGGAGAGAUGAGGAGGACUCCGACGAUGAUGGUGACGAUGACGAUGUCUGGAAUCUGCAGAAGCUUCGUGAAGAGACAGAGGCUGUCCGUUCGAAGAAGGAAGAGGAGCGUCUGCUGGCAAGCUAUGAUACUCCUAAUAAUGGCACCACGGGCCAGGCAACCCCAGCAGAGGAUACUCCAGCUGAGACAGCAACCGGAUCUUGAGUCACCAGAGACACAGGCGUGUGGCAUAUGUAGUCUAGAAGACCUUGGAUCUGGGAUUCGUCAAGCUCUCCUAGUUGGAGCUCGCCGGGGAACAGACCAUCCAGAGGCAAGCCGAGCCCUGCUGCAGACCUCACAUCAGUGAUUCCACGAGUGAGAGACGUGUGCAGGUCUACCAUGGCGACCUCGUCAUCUUGCUGAACCUCAUGAGAGGAAGGAUGACGUCUGUCCUCCGAGUAGAAUAAAUUACAGUACCAGCAUACCAGCGUGCGAGCUGUCAAAAUGACAACCAACACUUGUAUAAACUAUAAGCCACAACUGCAUUCGCGCAAGAAAUCGCUUGCUCCAUGUGUUAGAUGUGUGCAUUACCAUACAUGGUUUACUCGCUAUCAUUGUGGUUGUAAUGGUUGGGUUUAUCCUGCCGAGUCAACUACUCUUUAAGGCAUGAUGCAUGAUGGCCAAAAGUCUCAACGGCUGAAUGCAUCGAGAGGCGUCGAUCUUGGGAGUUUUGAGGUCCUGGUGGUGGUGAUCGUUUGUGAAGCACAACAAUGGAGCAGCCAAAGAGAGGUCCUUUCGUGCUGAGGUCAACGCGGUUGUCCAACCCCAAAUGAUGCAACCUAUGAUUGCGGGGUGAGGAUUUACAGUGGUCGCUAUUGGGCGAACGCUAAGUAAGGUUAGGUAGCUAACGAGCUACCUUACCCGGACAUUGAAGUCCGCUUGAUGACAUGGGAUACCGGGUCAUAAUUAGGACGUUGAGACUUGUGCUGUGUUAUUGCAUCCGCGGAAAUGGGCCGGCGGACGUUAUCUCGGCUGAGGAGUCAAUAGUGAGACUAUUCAAGCUCUAAUAUCGACAAGGAUUCAAAUUGAAGCCUUGAUGAAAGAACGUCGUUGUCGCAGGUAGUAUAAGUAAAGUCACUUCGAGUACUUCCCCAAAAACAUGUGAUGAACGCCCCCGGCCGGCAGAUGUUGCACCCACCCACUGAGAUACAGCAGCUCGCAGGGAAUUGGAGGGGUCAAUUACAGGGCACGGAAGCUCUAAACCAUCUUCGCGAAGAGGUGUCAUCGAGGGGGAGCCAGGAACCAAGAAAGAGGUUGGAUUGUGUCUUUGGCGUUUGCUCGGUCAAACCCCGCG